Actinia tenebrosa (Australian red waratah sea anemone) is the source of this 6333-nucleotide messenger RNA. RefSeq lists its product as uncharacterized. NCBI's taxonomy places the organism in Eukaryota, Metazoa, Cnidaria, Anthozoa, Actiniaria, Actiniidae. Gene Ontology annotation, molecular function: protein binding. The record is from RefSeq and is a predicted model, not a curated record.
AACAAAAAGCGAAGUAAGGUUUUUUUUGUCAUGCGAGAAAAAAACUUCAAAAGAAUUCACUUAGAAGAAAACAAGAAAACCAAUUAAGAAUACAGUCUGGUUAGCCGGUAGUUCGACCAUCGACUGGGCUCAUUUCGGGGUAGAAGGUGGAAUGGAAGCGGAAAUAAAGGACGAAAUACCGGCGAUUGAAGAACUCGUUCAAGUCACAGACCAGACUUUACUUCAAGAGGAGACAACUCGCGUGUUUGAGCCGGAAAUACAAGAAAACCAUAUACCUAAAGAACAAGCGGUCGUACCCCUAUUUGAUCUUACUAAAUUGAGCUAUGAACUUCAACAAGGGUAUAGAAUAUACGUAGAAUUGCUAGCUGAUUCAAAUCGGAACGUAACAUGGCCGUUCAUGGAGCCUGUAGAUGCCGAGUCUCUUGGUUUAUGGGAUUACUAUGAACGUAUAAAAGAACCCAUGUGCUUUGCUACAAUUGGUUCCAAGUUCAAUGAGUACAAGUACGAUAGUAUUACUGAAGUUGUCGCUGACAUAAGGCUGAUACUAGAGAACUGUUACCGCUAUAAUGGUCCUAGCCACUGGGUUUCCAAAUUAGGACAGAAACUAGAAAAGAUCUUGGAACAAAAAUUAGCCUUAUUAAGCAGGUCCUUGCGAGACAAGGUUACCCUUCUAGCUACUAUGUCAUUGAAUCAGGAUCUUCCUUUAAUGGCUGAGUUAGAAGCAUCUGGUCGCAGACGUUCAAGUCGUCAGAACUACCUAAGCAUGGUGAAUGGAGAGAAUUCCUCUUCUCUCGUUAACCAUGUAAAGAUACAGGAAGAGUCAGAGGAGAAGGAGAGAAGGAAGCAGAGGGAGAAAGAAAAGAAAGAAGCUAAUCAGGCUUUGCUGCAGGAUCUGGUUGAUUGGGAGAAAAAUGAGUUGAAACUGGAAAUAAUGAAUCAACUUCAUUCAAUGUGGGAGAUACCAUCUAUAGGAAGUUUCCUCUACCUGGUUAAGGAUAUUCUUGGCUUAGAAGACAUCAAUUUAACAGAAUUUGAAUUAUCAUUCAUCUAUCCUAACAAGUCAUCACUUCUUGCAAGAAUAUACACAGCUCUUCUCAUUACUCCUCAUCAAAGAAAAAGUUUAUACAAGAAACCAGUCAUGACCUUCAAAAAGUGGGAAUCUAAGUUGAAAGAGAAGCUAGAUGCAUGGUACAAAAUUGCUGAGAAAGAAGGCUUUUAUUCAGUUUCAUUACAGCUUGGGAUAGAUCUGAGGUUUUUUGAUAUUCUUGGUAAAGAAAAGAAUCCUCUAGAAGAGAAGUCCUACUUGGAUCUGACCCUAUAUCAACGUGUUUGGGUGCUCAAGACCCUGUGUGAUGUCUGCUUCCACAAAGAUUAUGACAUCCGUGAGAAGGUGAAUUCCUGUGACUUCAUGGAGCAGAGAGACCUCUUCCUCGGCACUGAUGCAGAUAAUCAUUCAUAUAUUUAUUUCCCUAUAUUUCAAACCACUGAUGUUCGUGUUUACCAGCAUGACCAACUUGAAGUGCCUAAGUUAAAUAUCAAAACUAAAAAGGAGCCAUCUCCCCCUCCACCACCAGCCCCUGAAAGAAAAAAGGCCAAGAAAACACCAUCAAAACCUUCUACGCCAUCUAGACCGGCAAGGCCUUCAAGACUACGACAGCUGAGAAGUGACUCUCCUAUGGAAGAAGAUAAAGUCAAAGAAGAAACCCCACCCGAUCCAGAACCAGAAGAUGCAGACCAAACUGAAUCCAAACCAGAUCCACUACCAGCAUUUGAGGCUGAAGAUGGGUUUAAACUAGCCUGUCAUGAUAUUGAAACCCUCAAGGCUCUAGCUGAACGAUUUGCUGAACCUCCCACCCCCCCUAAGAAGAGAGGUAGAAGACCCAAGGUCCCUCCCCCUAGAAAACGAUGUGAGAUUGAACUACAUGAGACACUGAUGGCGUUGUUACAAGAGCUCGAGAAGUAUGAAGGGGCAUUCUCUAGGAAUUAUACUAAAGCAAGAAUCAAGAUUAUGAAAGAAAGCUUGGAACCUGAAGCUGUGGAGGAACCAGAGGAAACCCCAGAACCAGAGCCCAUGGAGGAAUGGGGAAGUGAACUGAGUGAUGAAGACGAUGGUGCCAAACUUGAUGCAAAGGACGAAGACUUUAAGAUAGAAGAGUAUGGCAACAACUCAACCCUGGAGGACUUACAGCCAAAACUUGACGAGGUACAGUCGAUCAGUGGUGAAUCAGAAAAUGGAUCCAUUGAAGCCACGCAGAGAGGCUCACCUCGUUAUAAAAGAAAGCGCAAAUCCUCAAAGACAGAUGACAAUGUGGAGGCUUUGAAUCGUGAGAACUGUACUAUUGGGCUCCAGACACCCAAUCCAAGAAUGAAAAAGAAAGCGAAAAAAUGGAGCCCCACCAAAGAAACUGUGUUGCCUAAGUCUACGUCGUCUCCAUCAGUUGUGAUCUCUGCUGUUUCAGCUGAGGAGAGUGUAAAAGCGGCAACCAUGCCUAAGGAAGAAGUCUCUGUUAUGAAGAAGCUGAGUACAGAGUCAGCUUAUGGAACACAAAGUCUUUCGCCUAAGAUGAUCCUGGUCAACUCUUUAGGUGAGGCACUAAAGCGAGCCAAGACACCUAGUCCUAAUCGGGCUCAAAAUCCAGUUGUUGAAUCAAGUGUGAUUGAUGUUAAAGACAGUUCUGUCCAAGGAUCGACGACCACUGAUGUGACCUCCAAAGUCAGUCCGUUGUCUCUUCAAGCUCAAAAUCUGCGCAAACGUAUUUUAGUUUCCCCAGAAGGAAAAGCACAUGAAGUUAAGUGUGUGACGUCCACAACAUCACCAUCAAUAACACCAUCAGUACAUCCACCUAUACAACGGAAAACCGCUGUGCAGAUUGUUACUAGUGUCAAAGGGGAGGUUACCAAUAGGAGUGUUAGUGCCACACCUAUUACUAUUUCCAGGACACUAGGAAUGGUGUCGCAGAACAGGGUGACUCUAUCUACUGGUUUGCAACCAAUAGCUAGUGCCUCAACUACUGGAAGCCAUCAAAGGCCAAUCAUUCUCUCUCACAGUCGAAAACAGGUACUUGGAAAACCGGGCGUGGUUACACAGGUAACUACAGGUAACCCAGUACAAGGUAGAGUGCUAAAACCAACAUCUGCUUUGUCGAAUAACCAUACGUACGCUGUAUCGAGUACUUCAGUCAACCAAGGCCCACGACAGAUUCCUAAAAGCCUGGGUGUUGUCGUCCCCACUACUACCACCACCACCAGCACCAUAAAAAUGGUUCAACUUAUUCCCAAUUCCAAACAGACCAACAUUGCGACGGUUAACUCACUAUAUGCCGUUCCUACCACAAUUGCAAAGCCCGUUGCAGGAUUGAAUGCAACAGCUAAAGCAGAAGCAGUAUCUGGACAAAGUGUAGUCAAGGUGACGGCACCUAAGGCACCACAAGGAAUAACUCCAUCACGUGUGUUGUCACAUCCCAAGACAUCUGUUACCAGCGCUCAAGUCUCUUCCUCUCAGUUAUCAGCGUCAGCCUUAUCUAAGCCUGCUGUAAUGCCAAAGGGAGCUGCCCCCAUAGCUGUUAAAACCCAAACAUCUAAACAGACACCAGGUCAAACCAAGGUAGUCUUUAUUCCUGCUUCAUCCGUCGAUGCAAAAAGCCCUUUAGCAAGCUUUAAACCUCAAACAUUAACAACAACGGGUGGCCAAAGCAUUUAUGGGUAUGCUGUGGUAGUCCCUCCAGGAACACCUGAAGAAGUCAAUGCUGUUAUAAGUUCUGCAUUGAGAAAACAGACUAGUGGUCCUGUAAAACAGCCAAGCGUUCCCACGCAGCAGAAGCAGCAACAAGUGGUAGCUGCAGGGAAAAUAGCAAAUGUAGUUUCUCAAGCAAUCGUUACAGGAAAGGGACAGAAUACUAGUGUUGCCGGUACAUUGCCUGGUUCACAGCCUCGUCCUGGUGUUGGAAAUAUCACACAGCUUCAUCCUGGUUUUGCAACUAGCACCACUCCGCCUCGUGCAAAUGUUACAAUUACUACCACACAGCCUCGUCCCAGUGUGCCAACUGUAGCAACACAGCCUCGCGCAGAUGUUACAACUACCACCACACAGCCUCGUCCCAGUGUGCCAAUUUUAGCCACACAGGUUCGCCCAGUUGUUACAACUACCGCCACACAGCCUCGUCCUAGCGUACCAACUGUGGCAACACAGCCUCGAACAGGUGUUACAACUACCACCACACAGCCUCGUCCCAGUUUGCCAACUGUAGCAACACAGCCUCGUAUAGGUGUUACAACUACCACCACGCAGCCUCGUCCUAGUGUACCAACUGUGGUAACACAGUCUUGCACAAGUGUUGCAACUACUACCCCACUGCCUCGUUCCAGUGUACCAGCUGUAGCAACACAGCCUCGUAUAGGUGUUACAACUACCACCACACAGCCUCGUCCCAGGGUACCAACUGUAACAACACAGCCUCGUCCAAGUGUUACAAUUACCACUAAACAGCCUGAUUCUGGCGUUACAUCUUCGUCUAUAGCUACUCUUGCUAAUGUCCCAGCGUCGGUUGCUCAAAAUAAUUUAGUGGGUUCCAGCACCACGCAGCCUCACCUUGGCACCACAGUUAGCACCGCACAACCCCGUUCUAAUGUUGCAACGUCGUCCACUACUACUAGCGCUAGUGUCUCUGGGUCAGUUAGUAUGUCACUUGGAUCUAAUUCUCUACAGCCUCGUUCAAGUGUUGUAACAAGUACUGCACAGCCUAGUAAUGGUAAUCCAACCAAUUACAGCUCCAAUGCUCCAGACAAUCCUAAUGUGUCACUUCUUAAUAGUGCUACAGAGCCUUGUUCAAGUUUUGCAAGUACUUCUCAAAAAUCUACGAUCAUAAAUGUCCCUGGGUCAGUUUGCCCUAAAAACUUAACCAGCUCAAGCACUAUACAAGAUGGCAGAGAUGGUAUAAAAAAUAUAGAGACGACAACAACAUGUUCCAGUGCACAAAAUAAUGCAGAAUCUCUACCAAAAACCUUACCCAUCGCACUGUCUACCAAAGUCAGUGACUCAACAUCUACCAGUGGUCAAACUGGUAGCGUUAGCGCGUUAGAAAAUGGUCAGGAGUCAUGUCAUUCUGAUCAAAAAACAAGACUAGACAGUACAAAAGAAAGCAAUAGUUGGAUAAAAAAUGGACCUACGAGUAAUCCUAAUACACCGUCAAGUAAUUAUGAAGUUGCAAAGAUCUCUAAACCGGUAAAUGUGUCUGGAAAUGACCCAUCAAAAAGCUACGCUACGGAAACAAGUACCCAAAAUAUUGCUAAACAAACUUCAACUUCUACAGUCACACGUUCACCAACUACAAGCGAUCAUCUCCCUCAUGCGAAUAAACUAACUGUUGAGGACGAGGAUCAGAAAAUCGCAUCAUAUCGUAAUGGGGUUUUCCUACAACCUACGUUAAAUAGUAUAGAUUCUACACAAAAUAUAAAGUGUACGGAUUCCACUGCACCUUAUGAAGACGUGAGUAGUGUUAACGGUGUUUCAGACGUCAUAAACACUAAAGCACCAUCACUGUGUGGCACUACAAGUCAUUCUCCAUCCGUGACAACUAAUUAAUAACACCUAGCAAACUCUUGGCAACAAGAAAUUGACAUGGAUGUGAUGAACUUUCGUAGUCAAGUGAUGAAGUGACGCUCAGAUGCGUCCUGGGAAUGAGCGACAGAAUUUUACCCCUAGGUUCCCCAGGAUCCAGAAUUCUGUUAUUGGGCCCGGUUGUACGAAGGUUUGAAUAGCGCUAUCCGUCGGCAGCGCAUAGAUUUGCUGGUUAACGGUAUCGACGUAUCUGGAUAAGGAUUUACCCGUUUGAUAGCGCUAUCCACCCUUCGUACCAACGGGCCCUGGAUAGCAAAUGGACAUAGCUGAAGUCAUUCAGUCACACGCGAUAAAUAAUAGUGCAAGUCAUUCCAAUGCACUAGCCAUUUUACCCGUUCUUACAAUCUCGUACCCCGAGCCCUUAUUUCUCAUUGCGCAUGCUCGAUGAAAUAACUCUUUCGUCGAGCAUGCGCAGUAAGAAAUAAGGCUGGGUACGAGAUUGCCGUUCUUACUGCACGCGUUCAAAGGAUGCGCAUGCGUAAUCCUUAAUUCACUGUUCUGGGUUGACUCCUUAGGCAGUGUUAAUUAUUCUGCCUUACAGCUUCGUGGAGUAUUGAAAGGACAAUAAAUAAUUCAAGUUUUUGAAUGAUGACAAUUUUUAAAUGAAAUCGAAAUUAAUCAUUUUGUACAGAAUUCAUUCGUGAAUUUCAAAUCAUUAGUUUGUAUAUUUUCAUCUUUUUCACAAUAAAGUGAAGAAAAAAUUGUUGCGCCUGAAA